UUCCCGAAAGGGCACCCCCACCUCUCCCUCGACAGCCCCUAAUAGCAUCGCUGACAUCCGCAAGAGAGAGAGAGAGAGAGAGAGAGAGAGGAAGUGCGUCAGUUCGUCACGCCCCAAACCUUAACCUUGCUCAACGCUGAGCCAGCACAGCCAGGUCAGCAGGCACCAUCAGAGGAGUUGCAGCCUAGGAGUCAGGAGAGACGAGAGACCAUGCCACGCAGCCGGUGGCCGAACACGACCCCCUCCGGGGCGGGGCCGGCCUGUCUCGUCUUGGGCCUCUUGCUCAGCAGGUCCGGUCGCUCCGUGCAGGCCUUCGUCCCCGCCCACCAUCGAGGUGUUUCCUCGUUGACGCCGCCGUCCGCGCCGGCAAGGGGAGGGCGAGCCUUGGUGAGGCCUAGGGCGGGAGACAUGAGGCUCUCGGCCACGGGGGGUAGCGGCGGGGCCGGAGAUAUUGACUCGUCCGAGUUGUACGCAGAUAUGCGUCGCCGGCUAGAGGAGCUACGACAGAGCAGCAGUAGCAGCAGCGACACGGGCUUGUCACCAAUAGAGGACGACGUGAGCGAUCUAGGUCUGUUCCAGCAGCAAAACGACGAGGAUGGUGGUGGGGGCGGUGGGGGCGGAGCGAAGGCGUAUUCUGCGCAGGAGAUGAAGCAGCGUUACUACGAAGCGUUCUGGCGAGCAAGAAACCUGCACAAGGAGGCCAAGUUCGAGGGAAGUAGUGGCAUCGAAGACGACUACAGUUCGGACACCCCCGCGCCGCCCGCCACCCCGCCUCCGGAGGCCGAAGCGGGCUCUCGCACAACGAUUCUCUCGCACAUGGCAAUGGACAUGUUCCUCUCUCGCGGCGCAGCCGCCGAAGCGGACGAUGCCGAUGCCACGGCGACCUCCUCCUCGGAUGUGCAAGGGCUAACCCAGAUGUACUAUCUCGAACUCGAAGAAGAGGAACGCGCUCUUGCUUCUACGGCGGCGGCUGCGGCGACGACGGCGGCGGAACCGUUGCCGGUACGACAACCGCAGCACGCGGCGGUGGGCGCCGAAGCCGUUUUCGCUGCGUCAGACGUCGCCGCCGCAGCGGAGUCGAUGAUUCCUACCGCCGAGCCGCAGGGGUUGACCCAGGUGUUCUUCCUCGACCCCAAGGACGAGGCCUUGGCGGCCGCCGCUCUUCCCGUGGUGCCCGGACGGUCGUUCCUGAGGGAGAGGCUCGGCGUUCCCGGGGAGGUAGUGCAGGACUUGCGCCAGGUGGAGUUGGACCACGCACGUCUUGCCAUGCUCGCCGUGCUUCUGAGCGGUGCUGUCGGGGCGGGGGCAGGGGCAGGGGCCGGCGUGUUAUUGAAAGCGCAUGACGGCUUCUCAGCGCUGGCGGACGUUGCGCGGACUCCCUGGCUCGACCCCUACGUGGCGGGUGGCAUCCUAGCCGCGAAGGCCCUGUCGGAGGGAGACUGGCGGAUCGGCAAGGGCGCCAUGGCCGGGUGGGCAGACCGAGCCCUGAGCGCGGUGUCGAACACGGGCGCGAAGGUGCUUCGCCUCGGUUCUGGUAACGAGUGUUUGGGCGUAGUCUGUGAGGCUGUCUCGUGGUGCGGUGUAUACUCACUGGUGGCGGAGCUGUAA
This is a messenger RNA of Ectocarpus siliculosus, 1608 nucleotides long. The record is from the annotation of a GenBank genome assembly. NCBI's taxonomy places the organism in Eukaryota, Phaeophyceae, Ectocarpales, Ectocarpaceae.